Molecule: messenger RNA, 974 nt
Organism: Phragmites australis (common reed)
Lineage: Eukaryota; Viridiplantae; Streptophyta; Magnoliopsida; Poales; Poaceae
Product: protein NEGATIVE GRAVITROPIC RESPONSE OF ROOTS-like
Exons: 4
Coding region: 79-759 (226 amino acids)
Biological process (GO): regulation of growth; gravitropism
Source: RefSeq, a predicted model, not a curated record
UGUGUAAUCUAUCUGCUUGCUAGAGUCCAUUCCCCUGCAUUUUUCCAAACUUGGUACACAAGAGAGCACAAAGUGGUCAUGGGGGUCCUGAAUUGGGUGCAGAGAAGGAUUCAUGGAGCACAUCACAGCAAAAGGAACUCAGAGUUCAGUACAGGCUCGGUUCGAUCUGCUGAAUUUUCAGAUGGGCUUCCUUGGAACGACGUGCUCGACAACGGCUGGAUCACGACGAUGCUGUCAAUCGGAACGUGUGGGACGAGGGGAGGAAACACACUGAAGAGCUGUGACGGUUCCGGUAGAUCGUACGCAGUUGGCGCCGACGAGCUCAAGAAGCUGAGAGAGGAGCUCAUGUUGCUCAUGAGAGCCAAAGGAGUGACCACAGCCGAAGAACUGAACAGGCUGCAUCACCUGCCACUGGAGAGGCUUCUGGACUGCACCUCGAGCUCCAAGAAUGGAGGGACAGCUAAGCCGAGAUCUGUCGGGAAGCCAAUUGCCUUCACUGGUUUCCUACCCAGAUCGAGCUUCCGAGAAACAGUACCUGAACUGAGAGCGACUGAAGUGUUACAGAAUUCAGAUUAUCUUGCUCCCUGCGCAUUACUCCACAAGAAUACACAUCCCCAAAACUCGGCAUUCUCUGAUCCUGUGACCAGGAAUGAUCGAGCGGUCCAGAUGCCCCGAAAAGGCAAGGCACAUGUAGAGGAAGAAGGGGGCAAGUGGAUCAGAACAGAUUCAGAGUGUAAGUUAUCUGACAGAAAAGGGUAGAUGUGUAGCAGUGUUUGCAAGUAAACAUAACAUUUGACAUGCUUCUUCGAUUCUCCAGACAUCGUGUUAGAGAUCUGAACCCCCAGGACGCCAGCAAAAGGGAAAGACCGAGUUCCUUGUACAAUCUUAGUUUGGUACAGCAAAGUAUCUCAUCAGCUGGGCCUUAGCGCCAGUGUUACAAUAUGAUUUUCUCUGUUUUGCUUGUCAUGAAUAUA